AUGCACGGGAUAGGCAGUCAUGUUGGCACGAUCAACGCGGGUGGCUCCUUUGGUGAACUUGCGCUCAUGUACAACGCCCCGCGUGCUGCCACGAUUGUCUCGGCAUCGCCCUUAUCUACCCUCUGGGCACUUGACCGUGUCACGUUUCGCAAAAUUCUACUGGAAUCCUCGUUUGCGCGAAGGCGCAUGUACGAGCACUUCCUCGCCGAGGAAGGCGACCAAGGCUCCACCUUUUAUCUCAUGGUCAGUGGUGAAGCGGACGCUUUCAAGUCCAACGAGGAGGGCGUGGUCAAGCACUACCAGAAGGGUGACUUUUUUGGAGAGCUUGCGUUGCUCAACGACAAGCCACGAGCAGCCACGGUAGUUGCGGCGACGGAUGUCAAGGUGGCCGUCCUAGGCAAGUCUGCUUUCCAGAGGAUGCUUGGGCCGGUCGAAAGUAUCAUGAGGAGGACUAAAUAUGUCGGCGUGAAAUCCGGGGUUGAAGAGAUGGACCCUCUGCAAAAGGACUAG
Parascedosporium putredinis is the source of this 510-nucleotide messenger RNA. The record is from the annotation of a GenBank genome assembly. Lineage: Eukaryota; Fungi; Ascomycota; Sordariomycetes; Microascales; Microascaceae.